UGACUGGAUACUCAUGAUUCGGUCCCAGUUAACUCUCCCAUUGGGUCUCGGAUUUCUAGAGAAGCCAAUCAGUGACACCAUGGUUCCGGGUUAUAGUGUAAUCACUGGAAGGGCGGAGACUUAGGUUUGACGCAAAACAAGUGGAUGUCAGUCUUGCAUCCCGGAACCCUCCUCCUGCUACUGUCGGGGACCCUGGCCCUGACUGAGACCAGAGCAGUGUCCCAGCCUGGCCAUGGGGAACCCCGCUUCAUCUCUGUGGGCUACGUGGAUGACACUUGGUUCAUGCAGUUUGACAGCGAUGCCCCGAGUUCGAGAAUGGAGCCGCGGUCGCUGUGGGUGGAGCAAGAAGGGCCCGAGUAUUGGGAGCAGCAGACGCAGGACUUCAGGACCUACACACAGACUCUUCAAGUGAGGCUGAACGAAUUGAGUGACCACUACAGCCAAAGCAAGGCCGGUGAGUGACGUGUGUCCGGGUCCAGGUCAUGAACCCCGUCCUCACAGACGCGCUGAGGUCGCCCCGAGUGUCUGGGUCCUAGCGUCACGCCGAA
This is a messenger RNA of Hyaena hyaena (striped hyena), 548 nucleotides long. Its product is annotated as HLA class I histocompatibility antigen, A alpha chain-like. Gene Ontology annotation, molecular function: peptide antigen binding; signaling receptor binding. The record is from RefSeq and is a predicted model, not a curated record. Lineage: Eukaryota; Metazoa; Chordata; Mammalia; Carnivora; Hyaenidae. Gene Ontology annotation, biological process: antigen processing and presentation of endogenous peptide antigen via MHC class Ib; immune response; positive regulation of T cell mediated cytotoxicity. The transcript has 2 exons. Bases 145 to 462 code for a protein of 105 amino acids. Gene Ontology annotation, cellular component: external side of plasma membrane.